AGGGAGAAAAGAAACUGUUAAAGCGUCUGUUCUCUGUUGCCAGUCUCAGCAUCGCUCAGUUUGUGCAGGAGGCUGCAGCUCCUUCCUCCAGGAUCUCUACCAGCAUCACUGAGCAGCUCUGAAGUCUCCUCACUCUCAGCUGGGAUCACUUCAUGAUUUCUUCUUCUUUUCUUCCUUCCUUCCUUUUUUUUUUUUUUUUUUUUGGUAAAUGGAUGACAACAGCCAACCGUAUAUAACUGGAUUUCUCGCAGCUGAACUAAUUUGAGUUCAAACACGGGAUCUGGAGAGGCGGGGGGAGAGAUCAGACAGACCAGGGCGCUUCAAGUCCGCUUCUUGUGUUGUUUGUUUGCGGGAGCAGCACUUCAUUGUGCCUUGGAUAUGGGACCGUGCGUCAGCCCAGCGGGAUCCGGAUCCGGUGCCGUGGGAAGCGCGUCCUCCUGAAGCAGGAAAAAGACCCUCUGCUGGGUUUUCUUCUUCUUCUUCUUUGAUUCUAAUUAUUCUCUCAAGAGAGGGGCGGCUUUGAGAUUUACUCGCCGGAAUGAUGCGUCCCAACCGCGGCUUCAUCCUGCUCCUCCUCAACGGAACCGCUUGUUUGGUGGUGAUGGGUCAAGAAGAUGACUCCUCCAACUCCAAGAGCUCCUCGGACGCCUCCUCCAAGACGGUGGGCCUUCUGAACGGACAAGCCUCUCACUCGCCUCUGAGCCGAUGGAUGCAGCACAGUAAAAACAGAGCUGCUAACUCCACCUCCCUGGAGCUGCCUUACCGCUCCCCAGUCCCUUUCUCCAAGCAGGAGUUCCCCAAACAAGAGUUCUGGGAGAUGUUGGGCAGCGACCUGCUCAAACCAGACGCCUCCAGCUCCAGGGUCAAGCGCCGGCCAAUCGUUAAGACCGGCAAGUUCAAGAAGAUGUUCGGCUGGGGAGACUUCUACUCCAACAUCAAAACGGUGAGGCUCAACUUGCUCAUCAGCGGCAAGAUUGUGGAUCACGGCAACGGCACUUUCAGCGUAUACUUUCGCCACAACUCGACGGGUCAGGGCAACAUCUCAGUCAGCCUGGUCCCGCCCGUCAAGGCCGUGGAGUUUGACCUGGAGCGCCAGAGUGUCGUCUACCCAAAAGACUCCAAGAUUUUUAACUGCCGCAUAGACUACGAGAAGGUGGAUCGGAGCAAGCGCACCUCGGAGUGCAACUACGAUCCAUCCAAGACCUGCUUUCAGGAGCAGAUCCGGAGCCACGUGUCCUGGAUUUGCUCCAAGCCUUUCAAAGUCAUCUGUAUCUACAUUUCCUUCUACAGUACGGACUACCGCCUAGUGCAGAAGGUUUGCCCGGACUACAACUACCACAAUGAGAUGCCCUACCUGCCUUCAGGCUAGAGGAAGCAUGAGGGGUAGGAGAGAGGAAAAGUGGGGGUGACUGAACAUGUGAGGAGGAAACUAGGGCGGAAAAUGUCAGCAAGACACCUUAAAACAAAAUAAAACAUGUAGCCUGACUAUUGUAAGAUGUAAAAACAUAUAUGCAAACUACAGUAUGCAUUUAGGAAACAUCCGAGACUGGCAGUGAAACUACCACCAACACAUUUUACCUCAGUCCCAUUUCGAAACUCGAACAACUGCGCAGCAUUCAUCCAACCAAUUUAGUCGUUUCUGAAUCUUAUCUGAGUGUCCUUCUUAAUCGCCCUUUGCAAAGUCGCGAGAAUUGAAAGUGGGCUUUUAAAUGGUGCGGUAAUUCACAAGAGAGCUGCAGACAGAUUCAGCGUUUAUGAUAAUUAUCAUGUCGUGUUUAACAUUGUGCUCUCUAAAGAUGAUUUAAACAGACCACGGGGAACAUAAAGUAUUCAUUUGCUCACAAAGUGCAGAUGAAUGUGGAGUGUAGCCAACCGCAGCGUCAUUAAAGUGACGCUCAGACCUUUCAAAGGGCAGACGUUUAUGGGAACUCGUGCCAAAACAAUGCCAAAACUUCUGACACAAACAUCAGCGAACCCCAAUAUAUCCCUCAAUUAAAUCCCCUCCAAAUAACAUGUAUAAAUAAAAAGAAAUUGCUUUGCAGCAUUUCAGGUCCAGGGCUUAGGACAAGCUCGGUGUGAAGGCAAUAACGAGAUUGUACGGCGGUGCAGAAUUGGAACCUCCACACUGAUGAGAGAGAGUACAAGGUAGCGGGGUGAGAGAUGCAGAGAUUCAGAGCUGUUUUAAUUAAAGUGGAGAAGGAGACGUGGGGUAUGCGGCGCCGUCUAUUGUCCCUUCUGUAUGAAAAAGAUUACAUUUUGUUGCCGUCAGGAUUCCUGAUUUCACGCCUUGAUAACUUUGACUGUGUGCAGGAGAUUGCUCUCUCUCUCUCUCUCUCUCUCUCCUGACAAAUACUGCAUUCACCAAAGUAAACCCAGUUAUCUUGAAUAAAUGAAAAUAUUAUCAUAAUAAUUACAUAUAAUUUAAUCUCUUUCAGAUAUAAUUAAGGCUUCAAUGAGAGCGCAAAAUGUGUUCCUAAAAUUCGAGUCAGUGGGAAGUAGGAUAAGAGAAUAUACAGUGAGGAUUGUUGGGGUGUAUUCGCACGGCGCCAGCAGCCACAGUUUAGCCCUGAGUUAACUGCUCUCAUUAAGAUAAACGGCCACUAGCUGGCCCGUCUCAUGUUACACACACAAACAAUAUCAGUGCACAGCCAAGAAAUAAAUCAAGUUGCCUAAAUCUUCCCACGUUGAAAGGUUAUGAGGACACAACGACUUUUUGGUUAAUUAACAAGAAACAUUCACAAGACAGGUGUGAGGAGCCAAUGAGCAGAUCAGAUAUCCAGUUCGAUGCCAAUGUGGUGUGGCAUUGGUGAUAAAGUUCAGAGAUGAGCGGAAGCAGCAUGCUGGUUCCCAGAUGGAAAUGUAAAGCCGUCCUGUGGGGGCCCGAGCAUUAGCUGCUUCCUUUGUGCCACUUUACUUACAGAGAGUCAGCACAACAAACAAAAGUAGGACAACAAAUUUUAUUUAACCCUUUCAUGCAUAACAGUCAGUGCAGUGGACAGCUACCUUGUGUUUCCUGUGGAUUUUUAUGUACUUAAUGCACACAGACCACUGAAGUGGACGCUAGUAUGUCACACAAUACACAGCCAACUACUGGCCAUCUACUGCAAAGUAAAUCCAAUAUGGCAGAAAAAAACAUGCCUCCAAUCCCUCAUUCUACUGUGGAGUCAAGUAAAGACUAAUACUACUGAUGUGGUAGUAUUAGUAUUACUGCACCUUCAUUGACAUAAAGGCGCAGUAUGUAACUUUUAUUUUUAAAAAAAUACUUCUUACCUAUGUUCCAAAUAACCUACAACUGAUCACAUGAAAAAAAUCUUAGAAAUCAAACACACUUUGGAAAGAAUCCUCACAUAAGGGAUCAUAAUUCAUGCAUGAAAGGGUUAAAACUGCAAAUAUAUACACAUUUAAAGAGAGCCUCAGUGAAAACAUCUUUAUAUAUACUUAACUCUGUGGUGCAAAACUGAACUGAUGAAAUGAUCAGUACAUUAUUGCGAGAGAAUGCAAUAGAAAAACAAAUCCUCCAUGUCCUUUAGAGGCUCCGUAGCACAAAUACCAACAUUUGGACAAAAUAUUGACCCUUUGCAACUACGUCACUUAAUCGAGGCGCCAUGAUGGACGUCGGAAGUGAGGGACGGGAGUACUGAACAGAGCGACUGAAGUUGUUUUUGCCAGUUUAUUCGUGACUUGUACUUGUUCGAGUCGAGCUAAUUUGUCCGUGAACGUAACACACCUGGUUGUGGCUCACAGUCGCUGGUAUUUACAGACGUUUGAAUUAGCUAGCUUAAAAACCGACCCAUACCUUCUCUCUCCUGUGUUGAUCAAAUUACCGACUUUGCUUGAAUUCACCCCACAUGAUUUAUGUCGCUAUUUCAUGAACAGCGUUUCCCCUUAAGCCGAGGCAGCAUUAAAAACGUACAAAAGACGAGAUGCUAACCAGUUUAUUCCUUACAUGCUAGGCUACAUGACGGGGCGGCACUGUCUCCAUGGCUACCAACCGUUAGACACCACAUUCGCCAUAGUAAAAUAUUUGAUAUGUUUAUAAGCAUACUUACUAAGCAUAUGAAAGUUAAUCAUCUUACCUUUGUAAAAAGCGAUCGCUGCAAAUCCGCGGUUACACCGAGAGCUGUCAGUCAUUGUCAUUAACAGCUGCUAUCAUCGCCACCGCAACUUUCCUCAUUAAGUUAUAAAAUAAAAUUACACGUUUGGUUUCCAUCCUUGUCUGUUUGUGCAGCAGACCGCGCAGCCUCCUGUGACCAUUUUUACUGCGAAAUCAACCGCACAAAAGCAAUAUGAGGCUACCAGAUGUGUGUUUUUGAUGGGCUUUACAAUAACCAGGAGCGUAUUGGUUAUUGUCCGUCAUGGCGGAGUGGGCGGGGUUUCGAAGAGCGUGACGUCAUGUGCAAAGGGUCAAUAGCAAACAAAACCCAAAGAAAUUACAUUUAAGUUCUAACAAGAUAGAAUGUGUGAAUGCUCAAUAGGUAUGGAUAGUUUUAAACAACAAAGACAUGGAAAUCUGCACAUCAAAGUUUUUAAAUUGUUUAUAAAACUGGAAAAAAGCUCAUCUUCGUCACUCUGAGUCCCUACAGCAAAUAUAAGCAGUUCACAAAGAUAUCUGCAGGGGACAAGGCAGCAAAUUCACCUGCAGACAUCACGAAUGUUGUUUUUCUGCCCUCUCUUAGCUGGGCGCUGAUUUUAUGAAACAGUAUUUUAAUCAUUUGUUGACACGUGAAUCUGUCUGCCUCUUCAUCCUCAAACUAAGAUUAGCAACAGGAAUCGGAAAACACCAGAUUGGCUGGCUUCACGUCUCAGAAAUAAUAAAUAAACACAGAGUCUUCGUGGAGCAAACAUUACAGGUUAGGCAACAGCUCAAACUGAAUCUCCGAUGCCUGUUUGAAGGAUCUUUUCCUGAACUGCUGGAUUGAAUACAAAGUUUUACGUGUUUCAAAUGCAUCAACCAGCAUGACUGAACUGCAUCUUUCUUCCUUACUUUAGUAACCUCGUCCUCUGGCUUAUUUCUGCAUGUUAGUCUGGUGUUUACGUUUGACCCGCUCUACCUCCAUCCUGCUGGAACCAAACCCAGCCGUGUGAAGUUCCUCACCGCUGCUUUCACUGCAAAAAUACAAAAUGUUAUGAAAUUAUUUUGGUCUAGUUUCUUAGUACACUUAAAAUAAGACUUAUAAGUAACUAUUCAGCAAGAUACAGGAGCUUGUUUUAAGUCAAUAAUUCCUUAAAAGAACUCGUUCCACAGGCAGGGUGUGUUUUGUGUUGUUAUAAAAGAAAAAAUCUGUCAGUAGAACUUGUAAUUUUUCAUCAAUAAUAAGAAAUCAUUGACAUAAAGGUGCAGUAUGUAACUUUUAUUAAAAAAAAAUACUUCUUACAUAUUUGCUAAAACUGUCAUCAUGAGAAAAAUUAUCUGUAAAAAGAUCAACCUUCGCCUCCUCCCUGAUCUACUAUCACGGUCUGAACAAAUGCGUCGCUCCCGGUCAAAAACAACCAAUCAGAGCCAGAAGGAGGGUCUUAGUGCUGCCAAUCAUCCUCGUAAAUGUGCUGCUAAAUGUGCUAAUGACGGAGGAACAAUUCACAUUUACAGGAAAAAAAAAUUUAAUUUAUUUUCAUAGGUGGCUACGCUAAGUAGCCUUAGCAUUCAUGACUGACACAGGCAUGAUUGACAGCGCUAAGAGCCACCAAAGUGAUAGUUUGGACAAAUUUUUUUUUUUUUUGAUAAAAGUUUUAUAUUGCAGCUUUAAAGUAAGCUCUUCUGUUGUACUGGAAAGUUACUCAUAAGUUAGUUUUGUCUUAUUUCUCUAGUAGACAAAAAAUUCUUGGUAAUUUUUUGUGUUUUUGCAGUGUUGCCCCCUCCUCAGCACACAUUCCUGAUUUAAGCCGGCGAAUCUCUCCCCACAAUUCAUUUCUACAUCUGUAUUUCAUAAAACAUCAUGUUCACACACAGUCUUAAGAUGUAUUUGUUUAGUUUCUUCCUCCCUCCUGUUCAACCAUCUUGCGUAAGCUCCUGGAUCGGGAGGACAUUCGCCGUCCCGGAGAGCAUGUUAACACGCCCCAGUAACCUUAAAACCACCACGCAUCCCGCCCAUCCCCGUCCCGCAGGGCGUCUGGAAACUCAAACACCACCGAAUCAAAGCUUGGAAACCACAAGCCCUCGGCAACUCUGACAAUAGAGAAAAACAAAAGACAAAAAGGACAAAUGUUGACAAGAAGCUCCGUCCUCUUCUCCUUACUGAUCCCCUCAAGUAUACAGCAAUACUCUCAGUGAGACGCCACCCUCCUUGCCUCUCUGGGGAACAGAAAAGGCUGCUGAACUGCAGUUAGCAGGCGGACAUGUUGCUAUGGGACGGAAGGUGUUGUUAGAGCAGCAGCCUUACUAUUUACCCAUCUGGUGCCAACAGACGUGAACAUUUGGCCUUAAAGGCUGCAAGCAGCAGUGGUCCAUUCAGAACAGAAUAAUUACAAAAAUAAGACUGUUUAAACAUGAAUAUACAUAUAUAAAUAAUAUAUAUAUAUACAUAUAUAUAUAUAUAUAUAUAUAUAUAAAAGCUAAGAGUCCUGAGAUCUGAAUAAAGUUGUAUUUAAAUGUGGGUCAUGCUGUGAAGGUCGUCUGUUUUACGUUUUUGUUCCUUAUGGUUUUGCUUCUCUGUGAAUGAUGAACUGUACGGAUGAAAUGAUGGAUUUAAAACAAACCAAUAAAGUACGCAGAGGAACUUACAACACUUAAA
Molecule: messenger RNA, 6728 nt
Organism: Xiphophorus hellerii (green swordtail)
Lineage: Eukaryota; Metazoa; Chordata; Actinopteri; Cyprinodontiformes; Poeciliidae
Product: neurexophilin-1-like
Exons: 2
Coding region: 539-1369 (276 amino acids)
Molecular function (GO): signaling receptor binding
Source: RefSeq, a predicted model, not a curated record